Messenger RNA from Bombyx mandarina (wild silkworm), 420 nucleotides. It is a transcript of the gene mRpL34, whose product is annotated as mitochondrial ribosomal protein L34. Gene Ontology annotation, molecular function: structural constituent of ribosome. Gene Ontology annotation, cellular component: mitochondrial large ribosomal subunit; ribosome. Lineage: Eukaryota; Metazoa; Arthropoda; Insecta; Lepidoptera; Bombycidae. The record is from RefSeq and is a predicted model, not a curated record. Gene Ontology annotation, biological process: translation.
UAUUUAAAUUAGGUUAAAUUAACCCUAUAAAGUCAAACUAAAUCUCAAAUACUGUUAAUGAUAAUUUGAAAAUAUCUAACAGUAUCUAGUCUUCACUGUUUUGAAUCGGUUGAAAAAGUGACAGUAAAUAUCAUGUCAGGACUAAUUUCAACAAUUCUCCAACCCCUAAAACUCAUUAGGCAAUCAUCAAUUUACUCAGGAGUGAGCUCGAGUUUAGUGAGGCCAGAUGCGUUUUUGUUGUCCUCAAUUAGGACCAAAGUAAGAUGCUAUUUUCCACGACCUAAUGAGGUUAAAAGAGUUCGCCGUCACGGAUGGGAUUUCAGAAUGUCUACUCCAAAUGGUCGCCGCGUUAUAAUGAGGAGAUUAUUGAAAGGGAGACAUGUCCUCACACAUUAGAUAAAAUUAGAUGAAUAGAUGAAU